Molecule: messenger RNA, 1144 nt
Organism: Teleopsis dalmanni
Lineage: Eukaryota; Metazoa; Arthropoda; Insecta; Diptera; Diopsidae
Exons: 1
Coding region: 224-1018 (264 amino acids)
Molecular function (GO): structural molecule activity
Source: RefSeq, a predicted model, not a curated record
AAACGAUCUGUUCGAUUAAGAGACAACAAUUGAAUGCAAUUAAAAGAGUUUAAAAAUAAAUUUGAUUUUAAAUUAAGAAUAAAAGUGAAAUAGCAACGUACGUGUCAAGGUGAUUACAUAAAAAUUGUGAAUUGAACUUAUAGCAGCAAAUUAUCUCAAUCUUGCGGAAUCGGAAAAGAUCACUUCAAUUUAUAAUAGUUUAUACAAUAAAUUUAAAGGAAAUAUGACAAGUCGAUGGGAAGAGAUUGCUAAAUAUUAUCACAGGGAUCUAUCAUCAAAAUCAGCGACAACAGCAACAACAUCAGCGGCAACCGCGGCAACUGCAACAUCAAUAACCACUACAACCACAACACCAAUUGCAUCAGGUAUUAAGACUGGUCUGGAAAGUACUAAGAUCUCCACUGUAUCAUUUUCAUUUCCGACGACCUCAGUUUCAAACUCCAGUGGUACUUCAAAUUCGAUUAUAACAAAACUCUCAAAGCUAACACAGCUAGAUGAGACUACUACGUCAACAUCAAUAGCGGCCAGCCCAAACACUUCCAGCCCGAAUGGUAAAUAUGUGAACUGGAGUAGUCAACACACAACACUUGCAUUAUUGCCAUGGUGCUGUAUUGGCGACCUGAUUGCAUUUUGUGAUAAAUAUGAGUACAAGACAGUAACUGUCGCUGGUGCACGAGGUCACAAUAUCAUUGUCAAUGAAGUGAAAGCAUUAUUGAACAGCGCAGCUCCUUUCGAUUCAAAGAAACGAUUUCCCGAAAACACACGAAAUACUGAAAAUCUUUGGGUGUGCAUAGGUCGAUGCGCUGGUGUGGAGUACCAUCUGAAACGUAUUUUAACAGCUUUCCGAAAACCUUUAGACACGUUAUCAGCCGACAAACAGCGCAUAGCCAGACAGAAUUUCCAUCUAGCUGUCAAUGAAUUACGUUUAGAUAUAUCAGCAAGAAUUUCAGAAGUUCGUCUAUACGAUCGCAAUAUAUUCGAAAAAGAUUUCCAUCUCAAAUGGGAGGAUGAAGCAUAGUUCAUGUAAUAAGAGCUGCACGAUAAUUUAAUGCGACAAAACUUAAUUAUUGUGAAAUAGGAGACAUAAUUCAGUCAAAUUAAAAUGUUUUUUUUAUCACUACAAUUCGGGAAUGUAAUAGUUGUU